AUGGUGGCAGUUCCAUACAGCACAGGCUGUCGCACUUGUAUACAGCGUCGCAUCAAGUGUGACGAGUCGCGGCCAGCAUGCCGACGCUGCGAGCGUCGAGGUAUACAGUGCCCUGGAUAUCAGAAACCUCUCAGGUUUAUUCCCGUUACAACGCCCGCCCAGCGCGAACGACCAGUAGACUCUGCGAUCACCUCCAAGCCCUCCAUCGUCCCAGAUCAGAAUGCGCCCAAGGCACGACCACCCGCCAAGCGGCCUCUACGACAGCAGAACAAUGUAGACGAGCUGGUGGCGCCAGAUCUCAUGCAGAAAGCGCUGACUGCGCAGGGAAUCGAGGUCCUGAGCUUCUUCAUCGAUGCCACCGUGCCAGGUCUCUACUACUCGUACAGCACGCGCGUCGCGGUGAACUGGAUGAGUUUCGCCCGUCGCCACGCCGAAUCCACCCUGGACCCCUUCGUCUGGAGCAUUCGAUCUCUGGGCACGCUGCACCUGGGCAACCAGCACCAAGACGAGAACAAGAUCGCGAGCAGUCGGUCGAUGUACGGCCGUGCACUGCGAGGACUCCGCGAUCUGCUGCAGAACCCGCGGUCGGUGCGAUCCGACAUGACACUUGCCAUCGCCGUUAUGCUCGGCUUCUUCGAGAUGCUGGACGGCAUGACGACAGAGUCCUGGCUCACGCAUUCGCGCGGCAUCAGCACGCUGUUUCGCCUGCGCGGACCAGAGGCGCAUCGUAGCGGGUUCGGCCGGACCCUGCUGGUAUCCUUCAAGUCGUUUAUCGUAGCCGAUGCUCUUGUUCGGGGCGAAUCGUGUUUCCUGGCCGAGCCCCAAUGGCGCUCCGUGCUGUCGCAGACCAUCAUAGACGAGAAUGCCAGAGGGAAGGGCUGUCGUCUGGGCGAUUUGUCCGAGCAGAUCUUUGUCGAGGUCACCGAGUGUCCGGGCUUGUAUGCGCGGACUUGCGGUGUGAUCCGAGACCGGGAGCCGGACAGCGCCGUGCGCCAGACCCUGCUGGAUGAGAUUGUGUUGUGUAAAAGAAGGCUUCAGUCCUUGAGGCAAGAUCUGGAAUCGGAGUUUCCUGCACCCCUGGAGGACAGGGUACUAAAAACGAAAGCAGACCUGAUUGCGCUGAUUCCUGUCGCGGUGGCCCAGAAGCUCAGGCAGUUUGCGCUUCAUGGAGCAGAGUCGGCUCUCGCACUCCUGGACCAGAUGAUUGUGCUGGUUCAGGCUGAUGCUCGUCGGCUGUCCAUGGCUCCAACAGUGUCUACGCUACCAUCGUGGGACGUGGUUCCUGCGCCGUCGAUGGCGCCUUUCGUGCCGAUGCGCACCAAGGAAAGGCUUUCCAAUCGGCUACCAGCCUGGCCGGAUCAGCUCGCAUUAUCCAUGGGUAUGCUUGCGAUGAAGGACGGUCUGCCGGGAUGA
Aspergillus terreus NIH2624 is the source of this 1413-nucleotide messenger RNA. RefSeq names its product Zn(II)2Cys6 transcription factor. Gene Ontology annotation, biological process: regulation of DNA-templated transcription. The coding region runs from base 1 to 1413 and encodes 470 amino acids. NCBI's taxonomy places the organism in Eukaryota, Fungi, Ascomycota, Eurotiomycetes, Eurotiales, Aspergillaceae. The transcript has 2 exons. Gene Ontology annotation, molecular function: DNA-binding transcription factor activity, RNA polymerase II-specific; zinc ion binding. The record is from RefSeq and is a predicted model, not a curated record.